CAGAAAAUGACGGCAACCUAUACAGUGCUGAGGUCACAAAUAUGAGCACAAACCGGAGAAGAGUUGCUCGUUCUGUGCAAGAGGAUCAAGAUUUACAGACUGAUGUUACCUCUUCUGGCAAUAACUUGUCUACAUCCAAGGCACUUAUUUUAGUCUUGAUAAUAUUUGUAUGCUCUUUGCUAGCUUUGGGUCUGGUAUACAAACAAUUUCCUGAAUUAGAAGACCACGAGAGAAAGCAUUUAAAGUUACCAUGGGAUUUGGAUGAUGCUAAACAACUGGGACUGGUUUUAGAUCGCUAUAAAGAUAAAUAUUUUUAUGAAGUAUUAUUUGGAGUUUUCUUAGUUUACAUUUUUUUGCAAACUUUUGCAAUACCAGGAUCUAUUUUUCUCAGUAUUCUUUCAGGAUUUUUGUUUCCAUUUUACUUAGCACUACUUCUAGUUUGCUGCUGUUCGGCUAUUGGUGCGAGCUUAUGUUUCUUUCUAUCUAACUUACUAGGAAAGAGACUUGUGAAGAUAUUUUUUCCUGAGAAAGCAGCACAAUGGUCUAGAGCAGUCACAAAGCACAAGAACAAUCUGCUCAACUAUAUAAUAUUUUUAAGGGUAACCCCCUUUCUGCCAAACUGGUUUAUUAACAUGACAGCUCCUGUAAUCGGAGUACCUCUUGUGCCAUUUGCAUUAGGGACAUUUAUAGGUAAGCAUCCACCAUCUUUUGUAGCAAUACAAGCAGGCCAGACCCUCCAUACACUGACCUCUACUAGUGAUGCUUGGUCAUGGACCUCAGUCACAUUCCUUAGUGUUUUUGCAUUGGUAUCAUUGGUACCAGUCUUAUUAAAAGAAAAACUAAGAGAAAAGUUUGAUUAAUUGAAAGAUGUAGAAUAUUUGUAGCAAAUUUUAUUUAAUUUUUGUUAAUUUAUGUUAAUAAAUUGGUGUUUUGUACAUUCCAACAGAUUCUUUAUUUUACUAUCAGCAAUAGGAUCCAAGGUGAGCUAUAAAUGUUACAUUGCUAGAAGUUGAUUGGACAACUGGUCUCCAAUACCACCAGUUGUACCAUAAUAAAUAUGAUUCUCUUAGUUCCACUUUCAAUGAUUUACAUUGAUGUUUACAUUCUUCAGCAGGUUCUAAAUCAAUAUUUCUGUUACCACUUAGAGAUAGGAGAAAUGAAAAAGUGCAUUCUGUAUCAGGUACUUUAAAUUUAUUUCGACUUGAGUCAAUUAAUAUGAAUCUUUCAGUACUUUGUCCAAAUUUGGGAACAAUUUUAGGUCUAGGAAUGUAUUGUCUUAGAAGUCUUGCAAGUGGCAUACUGUUUAUUUUCCAUAUAUACAAUGCCUCCCCAAGCUGCCCUUGUGUAAACAUUUCAUUAGAAGUAGUAUAAUGUUUACUGUUGUCAACUAAUAUUUUUGUAGCCUCUUUAUCAAACACAUGUUUAUUUUUAAAAUAGAUAUCUUUAAGAAAUGUCAUGUCUAUUAUUUGUUGAUCUGUUGCGUAUAUAAAAGGUGUAUUCUGUUGCAUGUUAACAGAUUCUGAAGGAUUGUAAAUUUCUCUAACGUUACUGGCUGUGCUACAUGGCCAGCAGUCCAUAUCUGCUACAGUAAAGAAUGGGUUUUGUAUCAAGCAUGUUUCAUGAUAAUAUUCUGAUAAAGAAGGGAAUAAUGAGAUGAAUGGAAUAGAUAAUUUUCUCAACAGACGUAAGCCGGGAUAAAUGUAAUCUUGUAAGUUACAUACAAUACAGGCAUACACAGCUGUGAAAUUAUAAAUACAAAUUCCCAAGACAAGCAUGCCUAUCACUAAAUAUUUUAACUUUGUUGUUAACAUGGGUCGAUUUUCAUUUCUUAGUUGCUGAUAGGAAUCAAGUGAUUUUAGAGAUUCAAAAUAAAAUUCACGAAAUGCUUCUUCCUCUAAACCACCAUCCAGGCAUUCUCUCCUUAAUGAUUUAAUAGAAUCUGAAUAUUCUUUUAAUAUAUUUUCGCUGCCCAUACCACCUUAUUUAAAAUUGCACACAUUUCUAAUUAAAAAAACCGCAUCCACGGGUAAAAAUAGCAAAAGAGGACUAAUUGAUAGUGGUGAGACAUAAAUAUGGGAUUAGGUAUUUGGAAUAGAUAUUUUUCGAUACUAGAGCGAUACCUUAUCCGAGACUUCAAAUAUUAAAUGGCAAAGGAAAAGUUGUUUGAUCAUCGGUAAAAUGUGAUGAGUAAGUACAUCUCUACGCUUGAUAGGCGGCGUUGUUCAAC
Molecule: messenger RNA, 2227 nt
Organism: Chilo suppressalis (striped riceborer)
Lineage: Eukaryota; Metazoa; Arthropoda; Insecta; Lepidoptera; Crambidae
Source: the annotation of a GenBank genome assembly